Molecule: messenger RNA, 2238 nt
Organism: Acanthosepion pharaonis
Lineage: Eukaryota; Metazoa; Mollusca; Cephalopoda; Sepiida; Sepiidae
Source: the annotation of a GenBank genome assembly
AUGCUAUGGGACGGAAAAAAUUCUUGGUAUUAUUUAUCUCUGAAACAAUUUUUCACAGACGACACCGCUCUCUCUCUCUCUCUCUCUCUUAAUCUUGUGUCUUUUGCCAUCUCUCUCUUUUUUGUUACCACUCUUUCGUUUGUUCUUUCUCCAGCACUCUUUUCUGUCAUUUCUCUCUCUCUCUCUCUUCUUGUUUCUCUAUUUAGUUCUGUAUUUCGCCACCUCUCUGUUUUCGCCAGUUCUUCUAUCUCUAUCUCCCUAUCGGUUCUAUAUCUCUCUUCCAUUAUUAGCUUCUUCAUUAAAUCUGUCUUUUGUCACCUCUCGGAUUCGCGAGCUAGCCUUUUCUUCUAUCCCUCUUAUGACACCUUUCUUACUUCGUUACUUUUUCUUUUUCUUUCUUUUCUUUCUUUCUUUUCUUUCUUUCUUUCUUUCUUUCUUUCACCUCACUUCUUCCUUUCUCCAAUCUAUUCUUUCUUUCUUUCUUUCUUUUCUUUCAUUUCUUUUUCUUUCUUUCACCUCACUUCUUCCUUUCUCCAAUCUAUUCUUUCUUUCUUUCUUUCUUUCUUUCUUUUUUCUUUAUUUCUUUCUUUCUUUCACCUCACUUCUUCCUUUCUCCAAUCUAUUCUUUCUUUCUUUCUUUCUUUCUUUCUUUCUUUCUUUCUUUCUUUAACUUUUUCAAUUUUUUUUCCUUUUUUUUUUUUCCAUAACUUGAUUUUCUUUCUUUCUUUCUUUCUUUUCUUUUCUUUUCUUUCUUUCUUUCUUUUUAACGUCACUUCUUCCUUUUUCCGUUCUUUUUUUCUCUCUUCCUUUCUUCUUUCUCCAAUCUAUUCUUUCUUUCUUUCAUUCCUUUCUUUCUUUCUUUCUUUCUUUCUAAUUUUUCAUUUCUUUUCGCUUUCUAUAGUUUUUUUCUACCUUUCUUUUUCUUUCUUUUUUCUUUCAUUCUCUCUUUACUUAUUUAUUUCUACUUUUUCUUUUUUAUUUCUCGUUAUUUCUUCUUCUCUUUUCUUCUUUCUCUGUGUUUCUCCUUUGUUUUCUCCUUUUGAUUUAUUUCUUUCACACUUUUCUUUCUUUCUUUCUUUCUUUCUUUCUUUUUAUAUCAUGCUCUUUCUUUCUUUCUUUCUUUAUCUUUUUCCUUCUUUCUGUCACGUCUUUAUCUUUCUUUUUAGCUUUUUUUAUUUCUAUUUUUUCUUCUUCCCUUUACAUAUUUCCGCAUGUCUUGUCUAUUUUUUCUUACAUUCUUUCUAUCACACUUUUCUUUCUUUUACCACUUUUUUUUCGUUAUUUUUCGAUUUUUUUCUUUUUUUGCUUUUAUAUCAUGCUUUAACUUUCUUUCUUUUUUCUUUCUUUCUUUUUUAUUUCUAUCUUUCUGUCUUUCUUACUUUCUUUCUUUCUUUUUUCUUUUUCUUUCCUUCAUUCUUUCUUUCUUCUUCUUUCUUUCUUUCUAUUUUCUGUUUCUUUCUUUCUUCCUUUCUUUUUCUUUCUUUCAUUCUUACUUUCUUUCUUUUUUCUUUUUUCUUUUUCUUAUUUUCUUUUUUUUCUUUCUUUCUUACUUUCUUUUUUCUUUCUUUUUUCUUUUUCUUUCUUUCUUUCUUUUUUCUUUUUCUUUCUUUCUUUCUUUCUUUCAUUCUCUUUUUCCUUCUUUCUAUCUCGUCUUUUAUCUUUCUUUUUAGCUUUUCUUUUUCUUUCUAUUUUUUCUUCUUCCAUUUUCUUAUUUCUGCAUGUCUCGUCUUUAUUUCUUACAUUCUUUUUUUCUUUCACACUUUUCUUUCUUUUUUUUUCUAUCUGGUUCUUCUUAUUUUUCCCUUUCUUUCUUUUUACAUAACUUUCUUUUUCUUUCUUUCUUUCUUUCUUUCUUUUUUAUUUCUUUUUCGUUUUCUUUCCUUCAUUCUUUCUUUCUUUCUUUCUUUCUUUCUAUUUUCUGUUUCUUUCUUUCUUCCUUUCUUUUUCUUUCUUUCUUUUUCCGCCUUCCCUUCUUUGUCUUUUUUCUUUUUUGUUUUUUUUUUGCUUGCUUUUCAUAUUUUUUUUAUCGAUUUCUUUAUUUAUGGAUACUUUUUCUUUCUUUCUUCUUCCCCCCCCCUCUCUCUCUUUUACUUUUUCCUUUUUCGUUUUAUUUCUCUUUUUUCCAAUUCACUUUGUUUCUGUAAUUUUCACUUUUUCUUCUCUCCCGUCUUGAUUCCUUGCAUUCACACUUUUCUUCUUUCUUUCUUUCUUUCUUUCUUUCUUCUUUUCUUUCCUUAA